AUGGAUACCGGUGAUUUGAACCGACCAGCCCCACUCAGCACCUCUUCGUCCACAAGCCAUUCCUCUCGAAACAGGCCGCGUCAACCUCGCUCUCUGCCCAAUGCCGUAUUGCAAACAGCUAAAGAACUCAAGGGGAGGGCAAAUUGGGAGGUGGAUGCUGAAGAGAAUCAUGAAAGAAUCCAUUUCGGCCGAAUGAAGCAUGUUGCUGCUAUGGCCAAGCGAGAUCGACUGGUCUAA
This is a messenger RNA of Hydatigera taeniaeformis, 237 nucleotides long. Lineage: Eukaryota; Metazoa; Platyhelminthes; Cestoda; Cyclophyllidea; Taeniidae. The record is from the annotation of a GenBank genome assembly.